AUGAAAGGCACCUUGAAUUUAUUGAGUAAUAGUCAAGUUGCAUUGAUCGCCAUUGAUGAAGCGCACUGUGUAUCGCAGUGGGGACAUGAUUUUCGUCCAGAAUACCAGCAACUCUCUGUAUUACCAGAACGCUUUCCAAAUGUACCACGUAUUGCGCUAACGGCCACAGCAGACGCCAGAACCCGACAAGAAAUUAUUCAGCAACUAGGUUUAUCGCGUGCGAAGACCUAUAUGAGUAGCUUUGAUCGUCCCAAUAUUCGCUAUAUCAUUUCAGAAGCCCAAAACGCACGCGCUAAAUUAUGGGAUUUUAUUGAGCAGAAUCAUUCUGAAGAUACAGGCAUAGUGUAUUGCUUAUCAAGAAAAAAAGUUGAGAAUGUUGCAGAAUAUUUAUCCUCAAAAGGCCGAAAAGCUUUAGCAUAUCAUGCCGGAAUGCCCGCAGCGGUGAGGCAACAGCAUCAAGAACGUUUUUUACGUGAAGAAGGUAUUAUUAUUGUUGCGACAAUCGCUUUUGGCAUGGGAAUUGAUAAACCCAAUGUGCGCUUUGUUGGACACUUGAGCCUGCCAAAGAACAUCGAGGCAUAUUACCAAGAGACGGGUAGAGCAGGGCGCGACGGCGAGCCUGCCAAUGCAUGGAUGAGUUACGGCUUACAAGACGUGAUUACCUUACGCCAAAUGAUGGAAAGUGGUGAAG
This is a messenger RNA of Priapulus caudatus, 691 nucleotides long. Its product is annotated as ATP-dependent DNA helicase RecQ-like. Gene Ontology annotation, cellular component: replisome; chromosome; bacterial nucleoid. The transcript has a single exon. The record is from RefSeq and is a predicted model, not a curated record. Gene Ontology annotation, molecular function: four-way junction helicase activity; 3'-5' DNA helicase activity. Gene Ontology annotation, biological process: DNA repair; DNA recombination. The annotation marks the transcript as partial. Lineage: Eukaryota; Metazoa; Priapulida; Priapulimorpha; Priapulimorphida; Priapulidae.